CGCGGCGGCCAUUUUCCCGCUGGACGCUGCUUCCCCAUUGUGGAAACGAAGAAGAAAAUAAGAGACAAGCCAAACAUUACUCGCCACUUCUACUCACUUUUCCCCCCAGGUGAUCUUUAGUAGCCAUGGCCCGUACCAAGCAGACCGCCCGUAAGUCCACUGGAGGCAAAGCCCCCCGUAAGCAGCUGGCCACAAAGGCUGCCCGUAAGAGCGCCCCCUCCACCGGUGGAGUCAAGAAGCCCCAUCGUUACAGGCCCGGUACCGUGGCUCUGCGUGAGAUCCGUCGUUACCAGAAGUCCACUGAGCUGCUGAUCCGCAAACUGCCCUUCCAGCGUCUGGUGAGAGAAAUCGCCCAGGACUUCAAGACCGAUCUGCGUUUCCAGAGUGCUGCCAUCGGAGCUCUGCAGGAGGCCAGCGAGGCCUACCUGGUGGGUCUGUUUGAGGACACCAACCUGUGC
Molecule: messenger RNA, 458 nt
Organism: Notothenia coriiceps (black rockcod)
Lineage: Eukaryota; Metazoa; Chordata; Actinopteri; Perciformes; Nototheniidae
Product: histone H3.3-like
Exons: 4
Cellular component (GO): nucleosome
Molecular function (GO): protein heterodimerization activity; DNA binding; structural constituent of chromatin
Source: RefSeq, a predicted model, not a curated record